Messenger RNA from Cydia splendana, 1333 nucleotides. RefSeq lists its product as uncharacterized. The record is from RefSeq and is a predicted model, not a curated record. The transcript is spliced from 7 exons. Bases 30 to 1253 code for a protein of 407 amino acids. Lineage: Eukaryota; Metazoa; Arthropoda; Insecta; Lepidoptera; Tortricidae.
UGGCAGGGCCAGAGCAACCAGAGGCAUAUAUGCCAACAGUACUAGACUAUUUAAACGAGGACUGUUGGCGCGCUGUGCUUGAGUAUGUGCCUAUCAGAGACAUCAUAUGCACGGAGCGAGCUAGCUGCCGCUGGCAAAGAGCGAUGCUGGCAUACUUACGAGAAGCACGAAUUGGUAUAGAAUGCCGGAUGUUACGGUUCAGCAAGCAGUUUCUCUCCCGUAGAAUAAUGCGGUGGGAGAUUCCUGAACAUUCUUUUGAGAAAUGGACCUACAAAUUAGGCACGUCAGUGGUGGCUAUUUAUUGCGUUUCGGAGGAGAUGUUACAAAUCAUAAGGAAAAACUGUCCACAUAUAGAAGCUUUGAUAAUUUAUGAUCCAGAAGAAAAAAUGUUGCUAAGAAAUCAAAUUAAAAACUUAGAUCACCUGCGGAAGCUUUCCUUCCAAAAAUGUUAUUCUAUCUCGGACCAAUGUAUCAGUGAAUUUAUUGGCAGCAAAGCCUUAGAAGAAUUGAAAGUCGUCAAUAAUGAUCAAGUGACUGGUCAAUGUUUGACUAAUAUAGACCCGAGGAAUCUAAAGUCCCUUACAUUAGACUCUUGCCGAUCUUUACAGCACCAUCACCUGGAAAUAGCCUGCCGGCGUUUCAAUGAGCUAACAAAACUCGAGCUUAACGAACUUCACAGAGAAUUAUACGAACACAUACCUUUGCUCUUGGACAAUUUGCCUAAAUUAGAACAUUUGAGUAUAAUUGAUGAGUUUGACUUUGCUUUUGUGGAGUUUGAUAAUUAUUAUGAAUCUAUCUGCAAACUUGGCAACUUAAAGGAUUUGCGUCUGCAUGUGCAGAAUAUAACGAACGAGGACUUGGAAAAAGUGACACGAUGCUGCAAGGAGCUCCGAUCAUUGGAUGUUAAGGUUUAUUCCUUUAGCGACUUAGAUGCUCAAUGUUUGACGAGAAUCUGUCUAAAUGCCGGAGCGCGCCUGACUACACUUGCUUUCACAAACUGUGACACCCUGACCGAUGAAGACUUACUAAACUGUAUUCGCACCUGUCCGAAUCUCACGUUGCUAGACAUCAGCGCCUGCUGCCUACUAACGCCGAAGUUGUUGGGGCUAGCAGCGGCUGCGCGGCGUGAGAUGCGUGUGCAUAAUCCCCUACGUAUUUUUGUGUCCGAUACUUCCAUGAACGACCAUUAUGGGAUGGACUUCAAAGAGUUGGUAGUAGAUCGCUGCAUAUGCUCUCACAAGAUUUGGGGUUGAUUCAUCUUUACAUUAUGAUUAUGAUCAAAUGUAUAUAUGCCUGACUUACGUCUUGUGAGUUUACUAUAGCUUAUUUUGCC